Haliotis rufescens (red abalone) is the source of this 768-nucleotide messenger RNA. RefSeq lists its product as uncharacterized. Lineage: Eukaryota; Metazoa; Mollusca; Gastropoda; Lepetellida; Haliotidae. The coding region runs from base 1 to 768 and encodes 255 amino acids. The transcript has a single exon. The record is from RefSeq and is a predicted model, not a curated record.
AUGGCUUCCCAUCAUCCUGGUUCAAAAAGACGACAUAUAGAGACUGUUGAAAAUACUACGCCCACUCGAUCCGACUAUUGGCCAGGUUUCUUGGUUAUAAAAGCUUUAGACAAAGAACCAAUCAAACUGAAUCCAUUUGCUAUCUCCAAAGGUAUCAUUGGUAUCUGCGGAGAGGUUACAAAUGUCACAAAGCUUCGUUCUGGCUCUCUCCUUGUAGAAUGUGCACGGAGACAACAAUCUAUCAAACUUCUCGAUUUAAAUGAGUUUGUCAAUAUCAAAGUUGUUGUCGCAGUGCACAAGACACUGAACUCGUGUAAGGGCAUUGUCCGUGACAGAGCUCGCUGCCUGUCCAAUAUGUCCGAAGACGAUAUAGCCAAAGAACUUGACCAACAGUCCGUCACAGCUGUCAAACGAUUCAUUGUAAAGAGGGAUGGUGUCGUCCAACCGACCAACACCUACCUCUUCACUUUCGCCCGAACUACUAUCCCUGAAUCUAUCAAAGCUGGUUAUUGUAACAUCGGAGUGGAGGUGUAUAUCCCCAAUCUACUCCGGUGCUACACCUGCCAAGUGUUUGGACAUGGAUCCAAGUCCUGCCAUGCAUCCGCUGUUUGUUACCGCUGCUGUGACAAACACGAAGCCACUGACUGCAGGAAGGAUGUGAAGUGUGCAAACUGCGGUGGGAACCAUAUGGCUUCCGCAAAAUCCUGUCCUGUGUGGAAACGCGAGUCCCAAAUUAUUAAAGUCAAGACAGAACAAAAUGUCUCGUAG